This is a messenger RNA of Sesamum indicum (sesame), 1144 nucleotides long. RefSeq names its product plant UBX domain-containing protein 4. Gene Ontology annotation, molecular function: ubiquitin binding. Gene Ontology annotation, cellular component: nucleus; cytosol. NCBI's taxonomy places the organism in Eukaryota, Viridiplantae, Streptophyta, Magnoliopsida, Lamiales, Pedaliaceae. The record is from RefSeq and is a predicted model, not a curated record. Gene Ontology annotation, biological process: membrane fusion; nuclear membrane reassembly; autophagosome assembly.
AAUAGAUUGGGAUAAAUAACCCCAAAAAGGCACCCAAUUUCAACUUGUACUCAAUUUUCUGAAAUUCCAAAUCUCACAGCCAAGCAAGAAUCCAGAAGAUGUCGUCCCGCGAUAAGAAACCCUCGAGCAGCCGAGCCGGCGGCAUACGGACCCUCUCGGACUUGAACCGCCCGUCUGGACACGAUUCCGACAGCGAUUCCGAUGGACCCCAGGAGUACUACACCGGCGGCGAAAAGAGCGGUAUGCUUGUCCAAGAUCCAUCAAAGGGUAACGAUGUGGAUGCAAUUUUUGAUCAAGCCAGACAGUUGGGUGCUGUGCAAGGGCCCUUGGAAAGCCUUCAGCCAGCUUCAAGCUCAAGAAGCUUCACUGGGACGGGAAGAUUACUUUCGGGAGAAACUGUGCCAACUGCUGCUCCUCAGCCACCUGAGUCAGUUGUGCACAACAUCGUUUUCUGGAGAAAUGGUUUCACUGUUGAUGAUGGACCAUUGAGGAGGUUGGAUGAUCCUGAAAAUGCUCCUUUUCUGGAGAGCAUAAAAAAAUCUGAGUGCCCUAAAGAGCUGCAACCUGCAGAUAGGAGAACUGCUGUUCAUGUCAACCUCGUAAGGAGGGAUGAGAAUUACCCUGAACCACAGGUACGUCGUGCUGCAUUUCAAGGUGUGGGCAGAACUCUAGGGAGUAGCUCUCCAGCUGAAUCGGUUCCUGAGACAACUGCUGCUGCUCCCCUCCACAGUGCUCCAUCCCCUUCAGCAGGUCUUGUUGUGGAUAGGUCACUGCCGUCCACUUCAAUUCAACUUAGGCUAGCAGAUGGAACCCGUAUGGUUGCCCACUUCAACUACCACCACACAAUAGCCGAUAUUCGUUCCUUCAUUGAUGCAUCUAGGCCUGAUGGGUCGAGAACAUAUCAAUUACAGACUGUCGGAUUUCCUCCCAAGGUCCUCACUGGUUACAGCCAGACAAUUGAACAAGCAGGAUUGUUGAAUUCUGUGGUGGUUCAGAAACUCUAAACAGCUUUUUAUUCUCUACUGUUAACUCCGUGCUGCUCCUUAUCUCCAAAACUUGUUGAAUUCAUGUGUUCGUGGAAGAUAACUUUAUACAUUUGAACUAAAUGCAUAUAAAAAGUACUUGAAUGGCUUCUGUUUGAACU